UGAAUGUGAUUGGUGGAGGCGUGCCCUGCACCUGUGGCUGCUGUUUGUGAGACGGACUGUCUGGCUUGUAGUAGUCUGCAUGAGCACGAGGCGAGAGCAGAUUGUGAAUUAAUUUGACAGCUUCAUUUUCAAAAGCACGAUCUGAGAGGCUAACAGCAGGAUAAUUCCUCCUUCUGCCAUCUUUGGACUUGAGAUCUCCAGAUGGAGGGAGUGCUGUUUUUGAAACCCGCUUCUCCUCCCAACUGUUCCUCUCAAAACUCUUGUCCUCCUCUUUCACCCAAUGCUCUGGAAGAUGCUCUCCAGCCAUCUUCUCCUGUGCCUCCCCCCAUGUGUGUUACUACUGCACCACCACCACCACCUCCACCUCCACCUCCACCUCCUCUUCCAUCUUUUGGCUCUCGUAAUGUCAAUCGACGUUCCAUGAAAAAGCUGAACUGGGACACCAUCCCCAGCCAGCGUGUCCUGGGAAAACUGAAUGUCUGGACGUCUCAGCGUCCCCAAAGGAACCUGGUGCUGGACAUCCGGAGCAUGGAGGAGCUGUUCAGUCAUGUAGACAAAGGGGCCUCGCUGCGCAACUCAAGGGUCAUGGGUCUGAAGACCUUCGAUGGCAUGGACCUCUUUCUACCGGAGCCUCAGGUCACAAUCCUUGACUCUAAAAAGAGUAUGAAUAUCGGGAUCUUCCUGAGACAAUUCAAGAGGCCAGUGGCAGAAAUGGUGCACGACAUUCGACAAGGGAACUGGCUCAGAUUUGGAUCAGGCAAACUGAAAGAGCUUUGUAAACUCCUGCCAGAAGAAAGUGAGGUGAAGCAGCUGCUGUCAUUCACUGGGAACCUCUCUGUGUUACCUGAGGCGGACCAGUUCAUGGUGCAGCUGGUCAAACUGCCGGGCUAUGAGGAACGGCUGAAAGCGAUGGUGCUGAGGGAGGAAUUUUUUCCUCUUAUGGAGGAGGUGAAGAACUCUAUUGCUGUCAUGACCAAAGCAGCUAAUGAGCUGUUGGACUGUGAUGACCUCCACUCGGUCAUUCGGCUGGUCUUAAAAGCCGGGAAUUACAUGAACGCUGGUGGUUACAGCGACAAUGUCAUUGGCUUCAGAAUGACCUCUCUGCUGAAGCUGGCAGACACCAAGGCCAACAAGCCCGGAAUGAACCUCAUGCACUAUGUUGCCAAGCAAGCAGAGGACAUCGACACUGCAUUGCUGACGUUUCCCACCCAGCUUGAGAACAUUGCGAUGGGAGCAAGAAUUUGUAAAGAGGAGGUGAUUACAGACUUUGAGAGGGAAGUCAAGAAGGUGAAGGAAGUGAAAUUGUACAGCAGCAGACAUCCUGGACUCUUACAGCAAAUGGAGACAUUUCUCGUGAGAGCUGAGGUGAAGCUGGCCGAUGUGGAGUCCUCUCUUCAGGAGCUGAAGACUCUGAGCAGUGCUGUCGCUGAGUACUUCUGUGAAGACCCAGCUACCUUCAAACUGGAGGAGUGCUGCUCCAUCUUUGAUUCAUUUUGCAAGCGGUUUGUCACAGCUGUACGGGAGAACCGAGAGCGAGAGGCAGCAGAGCAGAGGCACAAGAGAAAGGAGAGUAUGCGUAUUGCAGCCAAACGCCACUCCACAGCUUUUUGCCCAGGAAUUGAACCUAUUGGGGACUCCUCCAGCUUGGAGUCAGCCUUACACAGCUUCCUCUCCACCACGCCAGAGGGAUUUACCAGAUGCAGGAAGAACACAAUGCCACCAAUCAAAGGAUCCCCCUCUGAGCGUAGCUCUCGGACUUUUCCAUCAAAAGAAAAAACUCAGGUUUUGCCCCCUACUGGACAAGAGAAACCUGAGAAGAAACAGCCUAAAAUACAGAAAGAGGUUGAGAAAAUGGCAGAACCAGAAAACAAAGAAGAAGCUGAGAAGAUGCGUGAGAUAACUCGGAAGGUGCUUCGCUACCAAAACAGCAAAGGCUCCCUCAAUGGAGACAGAGUUUCAGCCACUCCUCCUCGGUCGGAGAGAGGAAAGGACACACCAGAUACCCCAAGUACCCCCAAGCCUAAAAGAGAGAGAGACUUCAUCUUCUCCAAUAAUGGGGAUGUGGGCUCUCCAUGGACUAUCCUGAGCCCUUUUACUUGCUCCCAAAGAGACGCCUUCAACCGAAACAGACAAGCACACAGACGCAGACUAUCAUCAACGCCAGGUAGCAAUGAGCUUGAUGAUGGAGUCUGGGAGACCGGAGACGGCAGUGACCUCCCCAGUUCCUCCAGUCAGGACACUCUAACAUCUCCAGCUGGGGGUUCUGCGUCUCUCCCCGAGUGCCCCAGUCAGAGAGCUGUGUCGCAGGUUCCGAUCCACAGGUCUGUCUCCGUAGACGAAACCAGACGAUCUCCAGCAUCCAACUUCCGGCUCAUUGACUUGUUCCAGAAAGGCGCGUCUCAAAGGUCGUACUCUACUGGAUCACGGACAGAGAACAUGGGCGGUGACAGUGAAGGAUUGUGUUCGUUGCUCGGCAGGAAGGCAGGGGAUCAUGUAGAUGGUCAAGUGAGCUCAUCUGGGUUCAUAUCCUUCUUCAGACGCAUUGGAGGCAGGAGUAAGCCUGGUGAUGUAGAAGAACAAAACUUCAAGGGAUCUACUUGAUCCAGAUUUUUAUUUAGAGACAAAGGCCAAACUUUGUCUUUGUGUGUUUUAGAUUUAAAUGUGUUUGUCCUAUUUUUUUUUUUUCCUACUAUUAUUAUUAUUGUUGUUAUGGUUUUACCCUGGACCCAAGGCAAAUGAGGACUUGCUUUGAAGGUUUUGAUUUUGUGGGAGAUAAACCACACUCAAAAAUCGUUUUCUUUUUUUGUCUUUUUGUGCGCAAUAAAGGGUGUCUUUCUACCUUUUUAUAAUCUUACUUGUAUACAGAUUAUGCACUUAACGGCGUACAUUAUAAACUCCUUUUCAGGAAGAAAAUGUCUCAUCUUUUACCCUUUUUUAUAAAAAUCCUUCAAAGUC
Messenger RNA from Centropristis striata (black sea bass), 2955 nucleotides. It is a transcript of the gene fhdc3, whose product is annotated as FH2 domain containing 3. The transcript is spliced from 12 exons. Lineage: Eukaryota; Metazoa; Chordata; Actinopteri; Perciformes; Serranidae. The coding region runs from base 202 to 2601 and encodes 799 amino acids. The record is from RefSeq and is a predicted model, not a curated record.